UUUGUUUUUGUAGUUGCUAAAAUUCUUGGUCACUUCACAACUACGUUAUUAAAUAGAGAAAAUAGUAUUGUUGUUUCGCGUACAUUUUAGCAACUUUAAGCAAGCAACUUUCUGUUUUUUAUCACACUUUAAAACUGCUGAAAGCACCUAUUGCAAUAAAAAUAUAUUUAAAAUGUUAUAUAUUAAGAAUACAACUGUCCGUUAUUCAACACUGUAUUUUUUGUACUUUGCGAAUUACGGAUUUGGUAUGUCAAAUUAAAUCAUAUUGCAUCGAUACUUGCGGAGCUGAUCGAAAUUGUGUUUAUAUAAAUUUUAAAUUUUAUAACCUUUAGCAAUGUUACGAUUGGCUUUGAAAUAUCGAAAUAGAAAACCCAAGCAGGUGCCGUGCCUCUGCAUGAAAAUAUUGAGUUCGAAUUAUUCAACUAUACUCAACAAUUAUCGAUUACGAAAAGCUUGCGACUGGCACAGGCACAAUCCUGUCACUCCAUAUGUGGUACCACGGCAAUGGAAUGUUCCACAUACAAGACAAUAUGGCAUGAUUGUAGUUCGAGUUUUGCGAGGAGCUCUAAAGUUACGUUAUAUAUUGUUAGGAGGUGCUAUUGGCGGCGGUGUAUCUCUUACCAAAAAAUAUGAAGAUUGGAAAGAUGGACUGCCUGACAUGAAAUGGUUAGAGGAAGUAUUUCCUCAAGGAAGUCAAUGGAAUAAUGUAUCGAAAAAACUGGUGGAAAUAAGCAAUGCUAUUAAAGAUGUUAUUGAAAUAGAUCCAAAGCUUAAACAACUUGGAGAUGAAAAAUUAUCUGAAUGGAGAAUGUGGUUUGAUAACCGUUUGGAUGAUGCUAUUGAGGCGGCUGAUUAUAAUGGAACAAAAUUUAUUGAAUCAAACGAUGACAUAAAAGCAAAAACGACAGUUUCCGCCUUGAGUCUUUCAAAUGAUGAAAGUCGAAAGAAAUAUGAAUCUUUGCAAUCUCAAGUGGAAGCCCUUCAAACAGAAAUAAUGAACGUUCAAAUUAAAUACCAAAAAGAAUUAGAAAAAAUGGAAAAAGAAAACCGCGAAUUACGUCAGCAGUAUUUAAUUUUAAAGACAAACAAAAAAACUACAACAAAGAGAAUCAAAAAAUCUUUAAUUGAUAUGUAUUCUGAAGUUCUAGAUGAGCUCUCGGGGUAUGAUACUAGUUAUUCUGUAGCAGACCAUUUGCCACGUGUUGUAGUGGUAGGUGACCAAAGCAGCGGGAAGACUUCCGUACUUGAAUCAAUUGCUAAGGCACGAAUUUUUCCACGUGGCAGUGGUGAAAUGAUGACGCGAGCCCCGGUUAAAGUAACAUUAGCAGAAGGUCCCUAUCAUGUGGCUCAAUUCCGUGAUUCAGAUAGAGAAUAUGACUUAAAUAAAGAGGCAGAUUUGUCAGAACUUCGUCGAGAAAUUGAACUUAGAAUGCGUGCAUCAGUGCGUGGGGGGAAAACGGUCAGUAAUGAUGUGAUAUCAAUGACCGUUAAAGGACCGGGAUUACAACGCAUGGUACUCGUGGACUUACCGGGAAUUAUUUCGACUAUGACUGUGGAUAUGGCUUCAGAUACGAAAGAUUCAAUACAUCAAAUGACUAAACAUUAUAUGAGUAAUCCCAAUGCCAUAAUUCUUUGUAUUCAGGAUGGUUCAGUUGAUGCAGAACGUAGUAAUGUUACUGAUCUAGUAAUGCAAUGUGAUCCUAUGGGAAGGCGCACUAUUUUCGUAUUAACCAAAGUAGAUUUAGCUGAAGAACUAGCUGAUCCAGACAGAAUUAGAAAAAUUUUAUCCGGAAAAUUGUUUCCGAUGAAAGCCAUUGGGUAUUAUGCUGUAGUCACAGGUCGCGGUCGUAAAGACGAUAGCAUUGAAGCUAUAAGACAAUAUGAAGAAGAUUUCUUUAAGAACUCAAAGCUUUUCCAUCGACGAGGGGUUAUAAUGCCACACCAAGUUACAAGCAGAAACCUGAGUUUAGCAGUAUCUGAUCGUUUCUGGAAGAUGGUCAGAGAAACAAUAGAACAGCAAGCAGAUGCAUUUAAAGCAACUAGAUUCAAUUUAGAAACUGAAUGGAAAAAUAACUUUCCCCGUUUACGAGAGUCCGGAAGGGAUGAACUUUUUGAUAAAGCUAAAUGUGAAAUUCUAGAUGAAGUUGUAACAUUAUCUCAGAUUUCAUCAAAGAAGUGGGAAGAAGCUUUAAAUGGAAAGCUUUGGGAAAAACUUUCUAAUUAUGUCUUUGAAAAUAUUUAUCUUCCGGCCGCUCAGUCAGGUUCUCAAAAUUCAUUUAAUACAAUGAUUGACAUUAAACUUCGUCAGUGGGCAGAACAAGCUUUGCCAGCAAAAUCAGUUGAAGCGGGUUGGGAAACUCUUCAAACUGAAUUCACCAAUCUUAUGGAAAAAGCAAAGAAGAAUCCAGAUCAUGAUGAUAUAUUUGAUAAUUUGAAAGCAACUGUGGUUGAUGAAGCAAUACGUCGUCAUUUCUGGGAGGAUAAAGCUAUUGAUAUGUUACGUGUCAUUCAACUAAAUACACUUGAGGAUCGUUUUGUACAUGACAAAACUGAAUGGGACCAGGCAGUAAAAUUCUUAGAGAACUCUGUUAAAAGUAAACUAUCACAAACAGAGGAAACCUUACAAGAAAUGUUUGGGCCCGGACAGUUCACUCGUAUUACACAAUGGAAGUCUAUUUCGGAUGACCAAAUAAAAAGACGCCGUGUUAAGACUGAAUUAGAAAAAAUUUUAAGAGAUGAUAAGCAUCUUCCUGUCCUAUCUUAUGAUGAAUUGACAACAGUACGAAAAAAUUUACAACGCGAUAAUGUGGAUGUCGACACCGAUUAUAUUCGUCAAACAUGGUUUCCAAUUUAUAGAAGACACUUUUUAAAGCAUGCGUUGCAGAGGGCCAAUGAUUGUAGAAAAGCGUAUUUCCUUUAUAGUACCCAAGGAACUGAGUGCGAAAUAAGUUGUAGCGAUGUUGUACUUUUUUGGCGAAUACAGCAAGUUAUAAAAGUGACAUCUAAUGCUUUAAGGCAACAGGUUAUUAAUAGAGAGGCACGCCGUUUGGAUAAAGAAAUAAAAGAAGUGUUAGAUGAGUUUAAUGAUGACGAGGAGAAAAAAUCUCAACUUCUUACAGGAAAACGUGUAACACUCGCUGAAGAACUCAUAAAAGUUCGACAUAUUCAAGAAAAACUGGAGGAAUUUAUCAACUCGCUUAAUCAAGAAAAGUAAAAAAUAUAAACAAUAUUUUAAUAUUCAUUAUAUGCACUAUUUUAUUUAAAGUCAUUAUUUUU
Molecule: messenger RNA, 3276 nt
Organism: Teleopsis dalmanni
Lineage: Eukaryota; Metazoa; Arthropoda; Insecta; Diptera; Diopsidae
Product: dynamin-like 120 kDa protein, mitochondrial
Exons: 16
Coding region: 335-3214 (959 amino acids)
Biological process (GO): mitochondrial fusion
Cellular component (GO): microtubule; mitochondrial membrane; cytoplasm
Molecular function (GO): microtubule binding; GTPase activity; GTP binding
Source: RefSeq, a predicted model, not a curated record